AUGUCGAAGCCAGAGGCAGAGACACACCCUGAUCAGCUUGUCAACAACAACAACAACCCAUGCCUUGAUCUCUUUUACAACGUCGGGGAAGAAGACGUUCACGACCCGGCCCAGAUGGAGGCCUCGUGUAAUUAUGUGAAGCAAGUGCUACCUCUGGCCUGGUCCCACAAUCCCCUAACCGCCCUCAAGCUCGUCUGCAACCUACUGGAUGGAAAGUUCAAUCUCUCUGCCUUCUACACGGCUGCGUUUUGGCUCCACCACAACCACCCCAAGACACUAUUGUGCAACCUGGCGUCUAUUGUCCGGCCCUUCCGGGCUUUUUCCAACUCAAUGAACAUUGUGUACCACAUCCUUCGAGAAGGCCAAGACAUUUACAAGACUACUCGCCGUCGGGGCUACAACCGUUAUCAAUUGUUGCACAAGGCUGUUAAGCGGUACAAGCAUGACCGCGAUUAUCAAUUGUUGCACGACCAGGUUUCGGAUAUUUUGGCCGAGAUGUUCAAGUCUGAUAUGGAGAAAUUGAAAUUCAAGGAGGCGGCGGAGGAGCAGAACAAAAACAACAAAUUGAAGCAAUUAUCUGAAUCUGAUAAUGACGACAGAAUAACCAUGGCCGCAUGCGAUAUACAUUCUGCCGUGUCAACAUUCGCGGAUUACAACCCCGACUACAGCAUCACUUCGCUGCUUGAAAACAUUGCCAGGAAGUUUUUCCCGCCAGAAGAAUAUCACAAAUUAGAAUUAGGUGGAGGUCAUGGUAAAGGAAAACGGGCCAAGGCCAAAGAUGCCGACAGAGUCAUGGUCAAGCGGCUCAAGGAUGAGGUUUUGCCCUCCUUGAAGAAGGCCUACUUUGCCCAGGAUUAUCCGCCAGACGAGGCCAGUGCUGUUGAGACCUAUUUGGAGAAGGUGAAAGCCAGCUGCUGCUGCAGUGGCAGUGCUGGCAAGAUUUCGUCCUCCUCGUCCUUGUUGGCGGAUGCUCUGCUUCCGCAUGAGAUCACAGGCUACGUGCACCAUUGGAAUUUAGGCCGCGCUGCUGAGCUCCAGUGA
Molecule: messenger RNA, 1041 nt
Organism: Prunus persica (peach)
Lineage: Eukaryota; Viridiplantae; Streptophyta; Magnoliopsida; Rosales; Rosaceae
Exons: 1
Coding region: 1-1041 (346 amino acids)
Source: RefSeq, a predicted model, not a curated record